AUCGAGUCUUCCCGCCAAAUCACUGGCUACGCACACGGGACCGUCCUCUGUGAGUCAUCAUCUCUCACAGUCACACCACUGCUGCCGGCCCCAUCCUCGCCAUUAUCCUCAUCACCCGCAUCGCCCAUCGGCUGGUCCGCCACACCGCCACUACCGUCCCCACCAUCUGCUGCCGCACCGGGCCCGUCGUCAAUCACCUCCACAUCUGGACACACAGACACACAGAGAGCCAGAUGGGAAGAGCCUCGUGUGUGUGUCGCUUGUUUGCCGAGACUGACUGACCUCUGUAGUGGUAGGCCGACGAACGUGGCGACGCCGGCACCGUCCGGGCGGGCGACGCGGGCUCUGUGGCAUCCUCAUCGCCGCCACCCGCCCCUCUGAUGUCCCUCUCUGCCCCAUCGCCCCCCUCCAUCAUCUGGUCGUUCGGCGGCGCACUCUCAGCAGCAACAGCAGCAUAUGGAUGGGCCGGCACCGGGCUGAGAUCACCACCGCUCCUUGCCCGGCGUGUUCCACUGCCGUUGCUGUCUGCCGGGGGUGAGUUGGAGUGUAUCAUGGCGAGAAGGUCACGGUCCUGUGAUUGCGAGUCGGUGGGGGUGAUGGCUGGCGGGCGCGGAGCGUCGCUGCCAGACGGAGCGGCCUCGUUUGAAGACGCAGCAGCAGCUGCUGCUGCUUUUGCGGGCUUCUCUUUCCUGAACCAUCGCAGCGCAAUGCAGAGGAGCACCAUUGCCGCCAUGCCACGUGCGUCGGUGGUGUGCAUGCUUGGGCCGCUUGCCUGAGUAGGUCAUGGAACUGCAGCGAGGGGUCGGUGCACGGGGCUUGUGGGUCAUUUCGGUAUUCCCACGGGUCUUCCCACGGGUCAUAUCUGGCCUGGUCGGGCAGCGCCACCUUGCCCACGGGCCGCACCUCACACGGCCCCAUGAACUCCACCAGCUCGUGCACCUCCUCGUACGAUGAAUGCAUCGCCCACAUGACGUGCUGAACACACACACACGAACAAAGAAAGAAACAAACGCACACAUCUGGCCUGGCUUCUCUAGUCGACCUCGCUGUCUGUCUGCCUGUGCCCUGUGUGAGGUGUACCCAUGUAGAGUUUCCAUCUGGGCCUGUCUGGAGGAUCGGCUGGUGCUGGUUUGUGUCCAUGGAGGAGAGGCAUGUCCUGGUGUACCAGCGAGUCGAGGCCACGAUCCACACAGAAGCACGGUCACCGGACUGCCUGAUGGCGGCCUUGGACUCGCUCGGAUGCUUGCCCACCACGAUCCGCGGGACGUCCCGGUCAGUUCCCUGGUGGAUGAGAUGGGCGGAGAAAAAGACAGGAAGGAAGCAGGUAGUGUAGACAGGUCAUCCGUCAAUAGCGACACCGAUGUGCACGGGGGGGUGGGUGGGCUCCUACCUACCGUGACGUGUUUCAGACGCAGGUGUGGGUUUGCGAUCUUAAGAUCGUUGAAGAAUUGCCGACUUCGCACGCCAAGCUCGCUACCGCCAUUGCUUUGCAGCCACUUGUCCAGCCGCUCUAUGAGCUCCUCGCUGCCCAGCCACCCCUGCAGAUUCAAUAGCAACCAUCGAGAGAGGCUUUGGCCUGCGGUGAGUCCAUCCGUCAGUCCAUCCGGUCUUGCGUACCGAAAUGAAGGAGAUGUAGUCGUCCUUGUAGAUGCUGAAGAGUGCCUCUAGCUGACGCUUGCUCUCAUCCUGUGUGCCAGUCAGAUCAGCAACGCAGGCAGGACAGCGAGGGGUGCAGUGGCCGCUGGUGGGCUGCAUGUUUGUGUGUGGGUGUGUCACGCCUUCCUUGCCUUGGUGAUGAACUUGGCGCACUGGCGGUCUGCAAACGUGACGUCUACAUACAUGAUAUCCACCUGUGGCCACACACACAUCCACGCCAGCCAUGCCACCGCCGACGGCCGUGUGCACGUGAGUGAUUCGUCAUUGUUUGUGGGUGGCUGGCUGACCUUCUCCCUCGCCUCUUGAAGGACUGGGUGCGACAGCAGCCCAGCGUAGAAGCGGAAGUCGCCCGUGUGCAUGUGAUAUCGCCCGCCCGCUAAUCGCAGCACCACCCUGUAGCACACGACACAGCACAGCACAGAGCACAGCACAGCACACGCAUCCGGCAAAGAAAACCGCAAGGAUGCCGCCGCUUCGCUUGCUUGGUGUGCUGUGCGUCCCUGCCUGCCUGCCUACAUUGCUGAUCCAGCCAUGUGGUUGGCAUCGAUGAAACACAUCUGAGUGACACACACGACACCCACACAGGCAGAGCUCGAGCAGGUACGCCUGGCUUUGUUCCGAGUGCCGCGGCUGACCUCAACGAUCCCAGCGAUUGGAUCCUGGAUUUCCGUCCACACUACGUGCUCUUCCACACUCACGAUCUCCUGACACACACAGAUGAGAUGCGUCCACGCUUCACACCGCUGACGACAAACAAACAGGCCGCCUCGUCGUUUCUUGCUUGCUCACCACUCUAUCCUUGGGCACAGCCAGAAGGUCCUCGUGGGUGAUGAAGUCGAACGUCUUUUUUGUGCAGUAUAUCUUGCCAUCCUGCCGCUCACAGAAUGCACGAUUCAGCCCUCUAUAGUGAUCUGCAUACGCGACACAACACAACAAAAGACAGACAUACGCAGAUUAAAGAGUAUGCACCGCACCGCAUCCGCCCAUCACAUCCUGCAUCUCUGUGUCCGUCCGUCCGUCCGUCCGUCUGUCUGUACCAGAAUGGAAGUGUGUCAGGAUGAAUGAGGGUACGCCGAAGGUGUCAUCCACCCGUACGAAUCUGUCGACGAAGAUGAGUGUGUUGGGAAACGUGGCAUUCGUGCACAUGACGCCAGUUUGUGAGGAGUUUGUCC
Vitrella brassicaformis is the source of this 2828-nucleotide messenger RNA. The record is from the annotation of a GenBank genome assembly. NCBI's taxonomy places the organism in Eukaryota, Vitrellaceae.